UGCGACGAAAACAAUAUCUGGACCGGCAAGGCAAAGCCUCCAAAUGUCCCAUGUGCGACAUAUGGCACUGCGCAGAAGAUGCGAGCUGCCAUGAGCCACAAGUUUGGUCGUGACCACAAGCUUGGGACACAACCAUGGUCACAACAUCCAACAAUCCCUGGAAAGUCCAUCGGAAACCCAUCGCUCUCAGUCACAGUCUCACAAUACAUGGUUAGUCUUUGUAAGUGCUCUGUACGGUCUGGGGAGGCUGUUACAAGUGCUCGAGCCAUGGACGAAGCAACUAUGAAGCACCUGUGGGAUUUUCUCUGGGCAACACCACACAAUGACGAAAGGCUGAAAAUCCAGCAGAGUGUGAUUCGCAGUAUGCUCCUGCUACUUUAUUUGGUUUUGAUGAUCUGUCUCCUGCGCUAUGACGAGGCAAUGCGGAUCACCUGGGCAGAUAUCACAUUCCAAGUCAAGGACAACUUGGUGCGUUGCUUGAUGAGUAUGCACAACACAUUGGAGCUGACCAGUGACUGUACAGGGAUAGCACCAUUCUAUGUGUAUGCUGACGAGCAACGUCCGUGGAUGUGCUUGGUGCGAAUGUUUGCAGUGUGGUGGAUGUUAGCGAGGGAGAGGUGUGAGAAUCUCGAUGGGUUUAUUUUUCGGAAGAAAAUUGGUACUGACAGUAUUAGUGUGAAUCCCACAGAUGGUAUGACCUCUGAUGCAUUCCUUGAGUGUUUUCGCAAUAACCUCCUGGAUAUUGGCGUGGACCCACGUCCUUAUGGUACUCACUCCUUCCGACGAGGUGGAUGUCAAUUCUUAUACAAGGUAUGCAGAUGGGACUUUGGAGACAUAUGUGAUUGGGGAGGAUGGGCCGAAAAUUUUGACAAUCCAGGUACAAUCUUCAAGUACCUGUUGUCGUGGAAUGACAAUCCUCGGGAGAAGCGAGAGCACUAUAUGAAUCCUAACAGGCCAAGGAAAGACCCUUGCCAUGCUUGUGGUAGAACCUGUCAUUGUGCUUGA
Messenger RNA from Suillus bovinus, 1005 nucleotides. RefSeq lists its product as uncharacterized. The annotation marks the transcript as partial. Gene Ontology annotation, molecular function: DNA binding. The transcript has 6 exons. Gene Ontology annotation, biological process: DNA recombination; DNA integration. Lineage: Eukaryota; Fungi; Basidiomycota; Agaricomycetes; Boletales; Suillaceae. The record is from RefSeq and is a predicted model, not a curated record.